AUUUUAUUUUGAAAUGGAUAAGGACUUUUUAAAAUCAAUAAUUACAGAAAUCUUACCAAAUACAAAGAGAACUCUUGAAAGAAGGUAAAAGUAGUUGGAGGAAGAAGAGAAGAAAAAAAAAGAGGUAUAAUUAUAAUUGAUAUAAUAAUAUAGUAAGAGUCGUAAUAAAAAGAGGAAGCAGAAAAGUAAAAGAGGUAAGUGUUGAUAAUGCUGGAAAAAGAGAGAUAAAAGAAAUAAGAGGAAGAUAGGAAAAAAGAAGAAGAGAAAAGGAGUUAAGAAGAAAUCUAAUAGAUGAAUACAUUAAAAGGUGAAUAUGGUAAUAUGAUGAUCGAUUUGGCAACCGGGGAUUCUAAAUUGGAUUAUACAAUAUCAGGAUUAGAUUUGAGACCAACUUAAAUUAGAGUUUUAGUAAAAGUUACAGAAAAUAAUAAUACAUUAAAAGGAUUGUCAAUGAGUAGGAAACGUAUAGCUGAUGAGGAAGGAUAAGAGAUAGCAGCAAGUUUAGAGAAAAAUAUGGUCUUAGAAAGGUUAAUGUUAUAAUCUAUGUUAGAUUAGAACUAGAAGGUAAUCAUCUUGGACCAAAGACUUUGAUUGCCAUUUCAAAAUUAUUAGAGUAAAAUAAAUCUAUUAGAGUAAUUGAUUUAGAAAAUAAUAAUCUAACAAACUAUGACAAAGAUAAAAAUACCUAUGAUUUAAGUGGGAUAAAUGCAUUGAAGGAGGCUCUUAAAAAAAAUGAUACAUUAUUAUAAUUGAAUCUAUGUAACUGUAAAUUAGAUGAAAAAUGUGGUGAAACUUUAGCAGAGGCUUUGAAAGAGAAUACAAGUUUAAUUUGUUUAGACAUUACUGAAAAUCCAAAAAUGAGUUUAAAUGAUGUUAGAAAAUGCUAAGAUUAUUUAAUUAGAAAUAAAAAGAUUUAUGAUGAUGAACGAUAUAGAGAAUUCUAAGAAAGAUAAAGAAUUAGAAAUGAAGAUUAAACUUCAACUAUUUAGAUGUAAGAUAAAGAAAAAGCUAUAACAGCUUAGGAAGGUAUUGAGUAAAGGUUAUAAAAUGUAUUAUUUUUAGAAUGAAUGCUAGAAGACUUGAACUUGAAUAAUAAUGGAAAGAAGAAUUAGACAAGGAGGCUAAAUUAAAAGAAAAAACUGUUCACAAUUUAAUGAAAUAAGCUAAAUUACUUGGUAAGAAAAAAGGUAAAGGAGGAGGUGCAAAAAAAAAGUGAU
This is a messenger RNA of Paramecium sonneborni, 1217 nucleotides long. The record is from the annotation of a GenBank genome assembly. Lineage: Eukaryota; Ciliophora; Oligohymenophorea; Peniculida; Parameciidae.